UCAUGUCAUUACCCUAUAAAUAAAGCCACAUUUUUUCUGCAUAUUCAAGCACACCAACUUCAAACACAUAUAGCUCUAUUAUCAGCAAGGGAAGAAAAAAUAUGAACUCCCUUCGUCUCAUAGGCACAGCUCUGUGCUGUGUUGCAAUUGUGUUUGGAGGAUUAACCUUCCCCUCAAAUGCACAACUUGAUCCAUUUUUUUAUAGUCAAACUUGUCCCCAAUUGCAGUCUAUUGUAUAUCAAAUCUUAUUCAAAGUUGCUCAGACAGAUGCCCGAAUGCCUGCUAGUCUCAUCAGGCUCCACUUUCAUGAUUGCUUUGUUCAAGGCUGUGAUGCAUCAGUUUUGUUGAACAAAACUGAUACCGUUGUGACUGAACAAGAUGCCUUCCCAAAUAUCAACUCCUUGAGAGGUAUAGAUGUUAUAAAUCAGAUCAAAACAGCUGUGGAAAGUGCUUGUCCAAACAAAGUUUCUUGUGCUGAUAUUCUUACACUUUCUGCUGCAAUAUCUUCCGUUUUGACAGGAGGUCCAGGUUGGUUGGUUCCAUUGGGAAGAAGAGAUAGUUUAACCGCAAAUCAAACUCUCGCUAAUCAAAAUCUUCCAGGUCCAUCAUUCAGUUUACCUCAACUGAAAUCGGCUUUCGCUAAUCAAGGUCUCACCACGCUUGAUCUAGUAUCACUCUCAGGUGCUCACACAUUCGGAAGAUCGCGCUGCGUUUUAUUCAGUGAUCGAUUGUACAACUUCAGCAGCACUGGCAAACCUGAUCCAACUCUUGAUCCAGUUUACUUAAAAGUAUUACAAAAGCAGUGUCCUCAGAACGGACCUGGAACGAACCGUGUCAAUUUUGAUCCAACAACUCCUGAUAUAUUGGACAAAAACUACUACAACAAUCUUCAAGUUAAGAAGGGUCUGCUUCAAAGUGAUCAAGAAUUGUUCUCGACACCAGGUGCAGAUACUAUUGGCAUUGUCAACAAUUUUGCCAAUAACCAGAAUGCUUUCUUUCAGAAUUUUGUGAAUUCGAUGAUUAAAAUGGGAAAUAUUGGUGUGCUUACGGGAAAGAAAGGUGAAAUUAGAAAACAAUGCAAUUUUGUUAAUCCGAAGAAGAAAUUAUCUGAGUUGGAUAUUACUACUGUGACCUCUACAGAAUCAAUUGAGGGGGGUGUGGUUAGUUCUAUGUAAGUGUUUUGAGGGUUCUUUUAGUUGGAAAUUGGAAUAAAGAAGGGAUAAGCUAGGUACAUUUGUGCCAUAAGCUUUGUGUUAUGUGCCUUGUGUGUGUAAGAUAAUCUUCUUUUUUAUGUAAUGUUUUAAAUAAUAUCCACUCUUUCUAUUACAACUUACAAGCUCUUGUGUCUUAGCAUUGAUAGAA
Vicia villosa (hairy vetch) is the source of this 1362-nucleotide messenger RNA. RefSeq names its product peroxidase E5-like. Lineage: Eukaryota; Viridiplantae; Streptophyta; Magnoliopsida; Fabales; Fabaceae. The transcript is spliced from 3 exons. Gene Ontology annotation, molecular function: heme binding; peroxidase activity. The record is from RefSeq and is a predicted model, not a curated record. The coding region runs from base 102 to 1175 and encodes 357 amino acids. Gene Ontology annotation, biological process: hydrogen peroxide catabolic process; response to oxidative stress.